Arachis duranensis is the source of this 1674-nucleotide messenger RNA. RefSeq names its product phosphatidylglycerophosphate phosphatase 1, chloroplastic/mitochondrial. Gene Ontology annotation, molecular function: phosphatidylglycerophosphatase activity. The record is from RefSeq and is a predicted model, not a curated record. NCBI's taxonomy places the organism in Eukaryota, Viridiplantae, Streptophyta, Magnoliopsida, Fabales, Fabaceae.
UUUGUGCUUGCUCCUGCAAUAUGUUCAGCUUGUUGAAUGUCGUGUAGCAUAGACGAGGAUGAGUCAUGAUAGCCAAAAUGAAAUUGGGCAGAGAACAAAGUAUAUAAUUUGAUCAUUGAAACUUAGAGUUUGGAAAUUAGAUGAAUUGUAGGUUCAAGGGUUCGAGUGAUUUUCUGGGAAUGAGAUGAUGAUUAAAAUUGUUUUGGUAAUUGUUUUAGAAAUGGAGGCUUGAAGGGAUUAAUCGCAGACUCAGGAAAGAGAAGUAUAGGUAUUAAAGAAAACUAUAUGAGCGAUGUAUAGGCAAGUAAGCAAUUAUUCGUGAUAAAUUUUAAAAUAAACGGAUUGAAAAAGAUGACAGGUUACCUUGUUCUACACCUUAGAAAUUGCAUGGUAUGGUGCAUGUAAGAUGACAUUUAGAAGAUUCUCCAUUAUUCAGUUCAAUUCAUUUAAAGAAGGUAAAUUGAGAACUUCAGAACACCUGGACGGGACUAUAGCAAUGGUUGAAGCAUACACCUCCAGGAACAUGAGGACAUUGUAUUAGGUAGGCAGGAAAAACUAUAGGAAUGCUGUCAUCUACUGCUUCUGCUCAGCUUCCAAGUUGCUGGUACCUCUUUCCCAGUCAUCUUAAUGCCCAUCAUCAUGCCCAGCAAAAGAGAAAACUCACCAGUCUAACACUUGCAAAUGCAGAUAGACAAGUCUACAAUUUGUGUCUUUCUCAGGCCCAGAAAAACAAUAAAGGGCUAGAAAGCAAUUACAGGACUAGAUACAAUUUCAACUUAAUUCAGAAUCACAAAUACCUAUUCAAGGAAAACAACAUAGCCAGGUCACUUUUCACAGAAAUGUGGUGGGUAGAUAUAAAAGCAGCAAUUGGCCAAAGAAUCAACUUGGAGGGCAUUUUAUGCUCAGCAAUGGUGAUCGUAAAAAGCCCGAAAUUGGCACUGCCUCAUAUUGCUGUUCCAGAUAUAAGGUACAUUGAUUGGGCUGAGCUUCGUAGAAAGGGAUUUAAGGGUGUUGUCUUUGACAAAGAUAAUACUAUUACAGCGCCGUACUCUUUGAUGCCUUGGCCUCCUCUUGAGUCUUCAUUGGAGCGUUGUAAACUGGAGUUUGGUCCUGAUAUUGCUGUAUUUAGUAACUCUGCUGGACUUCAUGAGUAUGACCCUGAUGGUUCUAAAGCUAGAAUGCUUGAGGCUGCAGUUGGAAUUAAAGUCAUUAGACAUAAAGUAAAGAAGCCAUCCGGUACAGCCGAAGAAGUUGAAAAGCAUUUUGGUUGUGAAUCUUCAAAGCUAAUCAUGGUGGGUGAUCGGCCUUUCACUGACAUUGUUUAUGGCAAUCGUAAUGGGUUCCUAACGAUUCUCACAGAGCCUUUGAGUCUUGUUGAUGAGCCAUUUAUUGUUAAGCAGGUGAGGAAGCUGGAGACUACUUUUGUAUCUUAUUGGUGUAAAAGAGGGUUGGAGCCGCCUGUCCAGAAGUUAUUGCCAAAUCCCAUGUCGUGUGUCAAAGAGCCACGCCCUUGAUCGUUUCCUAGGGCAUAGAACACUACCCUGUCCCUUUUGUUUUGUUCUGAAAUAUAUACUGCCCUCCCUACCUUCCAGUAAUGAGUUGUGCAUAAUGCAUGCUCAUCAAUAUUUUGUUUGGUUAUUUAAAUUUUUUAUCCCACCAGACUUGAUUUUGUUA